GUAUGUUGCUCUGGCAGAGGAAAUAAUGGUCUUCCUCACAUCUUUACAGAUAUGAAGUAAUGAAGCAGUGCUGGGAUGAAGAUCCUCUGUCCAGACCUUCUUUCUCCUCAUUGGUCUCUACUGUUGGUGCCAUGUUGAGUGCUGACUACAGACAGCGUUACCUCCAGCUUACGGAGGACUUCCUGAAAGGAAAGAAUCCAGCUGUAGUUCAGUCCAGUUUAUCCAGACAAGCUGCAGAGGAAACAGAUGGACAGAGGAACAACCAAAAAGGAGAUCCUGCCUCAGAAGCCAAGGUUCACCAGUUGGGAGUAGAGCCAGACGGGCCUGGCCCCUCCCACAGCACUUUUAUCAUCCCUGUCUCUGAUGUCACCGUAGAAACCAUCGCUGCGCUGGACGCAGUGAGUCCUCAGCUGUCAGAACCUGCCGCCAUCUCGGAGUCAAAGGAAGUGACACCACCGCCAGACGCCACAGAGCCACCUACUUCAUCCAGCUCCCCUGAUGAAGAGGAAGAGAGCUGCCUGUGAAGAUGUCACCAGCAGAGGGUGCCCUGAGCACUGACUGUAGGGCUGUGGAGGAGCGCCCACAUUUUAUACAUAAAUCUUAUUUUACAGCCCAGAGAUGAAGCUCUGUAUGUCUGUUCUCUGUGUGCUGAUCUAUUUAAUGGGUCCUGGUUCUGAUUUAUCACCAGCAAUAUCCAUCAUUUAGCUUUGCAUCAGUUUGUAUCAUUUUCUGACUCAGGUCAGAACCAAAUGCUAAAAUAAAAGAUGUUCAACAGCUUCUCAGUCACACUGAA
This is a messenger RNA of Cyprinodon tularosa, 793 nucleotides long. Its product is annotated as platelet-derived growth factor receptor beta-like. The record is from RefSeq and is a predicted model, not a curated record. The transcript is spliced from 4 exons. Bases 60 to 524 code for a protein of 154 amino acids. Lineage: Eukaryota; Metazoa; Chordata; Actinopteri; Cyprinodontiformes; Cyprinodontidae.